GUUAUGCAAAUUUGUGCAAAUUGUUGUCAAUUCCAUUGCUGUGUGUGUAUUGUUCCCAUGUUUCUUAAGUGUGCGUUCGCUACUAAGACACUGCGGCAAGUGAUGUGAAUGUGUGAGUUCGCACAAACCACCGAGUGUCAAUUUCUCUGUUAUUGAAUUGGUUGUACUUAUUCGCCGACUAUUGAGAUGUCAAAAACACCGCUCAUUCAUUGACUGUCACAUAUCAACAAAUUUUGAUUCAAGCAGUUUAUACAUUCGAUAAAACUGACGACUGUUCGAUUAAUCAACAACAGCUAUAAAUAUAAAUAUAAAGACGCAGAAAAAUUGAAAAGGUAAUUUGGAAAUGAUUGGAUUUACUGCAUGUGUGUCAAAGCCAAAAGUAGAGAGUUAAACCGACGAUGUCUAGUUUUGAAAACCGAACGGUACAAUCAGGGGACAAUUAUGUCGAUUUGAUGACGGAGAUGCAUUGUGUUAUUGAACGGGAGGUAGCACUAGCAUUGAUUGGCAUUUGCGAUGACUUUAAACAAUUUGGACUGCCUUUCAAUGCACAUUUUCGCACUCAUUUUUCACAACUCAUCCAACAAAGAGUCACAAAAACAUAUGAUCAAUUUAUGAUGAAUUUGAAAUAUGGAGAGUGUAGAGUGUAUUCUGUUGAACAACAACAGGUGACACAGAGACCAUAUUUGACACAGAAACGAAAGAAACCAGACGAUGUCAACAAUCAAAUGUUUUUGACAAAAAAGCUAAAAGUAGACGAAGGUUUGGCGAAUGAAAUAGCAAAUGAAAGACGAUCGCCAAAAAAAUUAAUUCACAACACUUCAAAUUUUCCAACGAAAUUGAGCACCGAAGAAGUUGCUUGCGCUAAACUAACAAACAAACCCACGAACUCUCAACCCAAAUUAUCACUUGCUAUGCAUCCAGUACCGACUGAAGUAAAGGAUUCAC
This is a messenger RNA of Contarinia nasturtii (swede midge), 945 nucleotides long. RefSeq lists its product as uncharacterized. The transcript is spliced from 3 exons. The record is from RefSeq and is a predicted model, not a curated record. NCBI's taxonomy places the organism in Eukaryota, Metazoa, Arthropoda, Insecta, Diptera, Cecidomyiidae. The annotation marks the transcript as partial.